This is a messenger RNA of Gossypium arboreum, 828 nucleotides long. RefSeq names its product ethylene-responsive transcription factor ERF020-like. The transcript has a single exon. Bases 38 to 511 code for a protein of 157 amino acids. Gene Ontology annotation, biological process: regulation of DNA-templated transcription. The record is from RefSeq and is a predicted model, not a curated record. NCBI's taxonomy places the organism in Eukaryota, Viridiplantae, Streptophyta, Magnoliopsida, Malvales, Malvaceae. Gene Ontology annotation, molecular function: DNA binding; DNA-binding transcription factor activity.
UUCCCUUGCCUGUUUUCUCAAACUUUAAUCCUUCAAGAUGAGUGGCUUUGCAGCAGAAGAAAGGAGCAGCGGUGAAACGAAAUACAAAGGAGUGCGUCGUCGAAGAUGGGGCAAAUGGGUGUCCGAAAUCCGAGUCCCAGGCAGCCAAGAACGUCUUUGGUUAGGCUCUUAUUCAACCCCGGAAGCUGCUGCAAUCGCCCAUGACCUUGCUUUCUAUUGCCUGCGUAGACCAUCUUCCUUGACUGCUCUGAACUUUCCCUCCAUGUUACCUCCUUAUGUCAGUCCAAACAUGUCCCCCAAGUCUAUCCAGAGAGCAGCAUCGGAUGCUGGCAUGGCUGUGGAUGCCGCACACAUGAUCCGCCAAGAAACCAGGGCAACUGGAAACGUUAUGAGUGUGGAUAUGGGCGUGGAGACUGAGCCCUGGGACAACGAACACCGUAGCAGUUGCGGUUCCUGGGAAAAACAAGGGGAGCCUUUGAGCAUUUCUGUUGAUGAUUAUCUCUACUUUUGAAACAUCUCCAUAUUCCAUCUGCCAUUGUCUUACAUGCAAGAUAAUUUUGUAUAUACAAACUAUAAAGUACCAUGAUUAGGGUGGGGUUUGCACUGCAAUUUCUUGUAUUGCGAUUACAGUUGUAUCAAAACUCAAAUUUUAUUAGAAAGACAUUCAAAUCCCUUCUCUUACUCCAAAGCCAAAUCCACCUUGAUUACUGCACUUGUAUCUGUAGUUGAGUUAUAUAGUCAAUAUCAAUUCAUAAGUAUUAGGUUUGAUUGUAUGAUUUGGUUAAACAGUGUGAAACCUUUGGAAUUCAAAUCCUUUUCAUGAGAUCA